Messenger RNA from Coniophora puteana RWD-64-598 SS2, 904 nucleotides. RefSeq lists its product as uncharacterized. The record is from RefSeq and is a predicted model, not a curated record. The transcript is spliced from 3 exons. Bases 70 to 885 code for a protein of 271 amino acids. Lineage: Eukaryota; Fungi; Basidiomycota; Agaricomycetes; Boletales; Coniophoraceae.
CAGAUUUCUACCCUCAUCGACAACGUCCCUAGCUUAGCCGACGUCUCACUCUCGCAAGUCACGACAUUCAUGGAUUGCUGUGUCGAGCUACGCGACGACUUCGCUCUCGUCCAGCCUGCCAAACGCAAGACUGACAUCGAUCCACCUCCAUCAAUACCCCGGCCCCACAUCAAGUGGCUUUCCACUGUCACGAAGCUCGACAUCACCACCCUCGAGCGCCUGUGGGCUCUUCUCAAGCGAUCUGUAUGGUCCAUGCCACGCUCAGUGGAACGACACCAAGACCUUGCUACGCUUUUCGAGGAAACUGGCUGGGCGGUGAAAAUCCCUCUCGUGAACAUAUAUCCACCUGGCCGCGUUUGCGACGGCAACGAUUGUCAGAAGGACUCUGAGAUGCGAACUCAGACUAUAGGAGAAGCGGUCGCCUUCACAAUGGACUUCGGCAUUCAAUUCGCGAAGGUCGUGAACAUGAAAAUGGUCAAGACUGUAUUCAGCAUCCCCGGCGCUCGGAAGCCCGAGUUCUGGAUAUACGAUACCGCAUGCGAGGCCAAACAGCAAGCGAUGUCGGACCCAUGGUGGGACGACGUGGCCAUGGUCGUCGACGUCUGGCACCUUCUGAACAAACACAAGGCAACGCACGACUUUUGUCAGAGAUACUGUAACCCUGCAGCGUUCCCGGAGCUACACAAGGAGAACGGCAAGGGAUGGUGGUUCAACACCAGCAUCGCCGAGCAGGUAAAUUUGUGGUUAGGAUCUUAUCACUUGAUAGAACUGAGAGGACAAACUGAUGUAACCCAAAGUUUGCAAUCCAUAGGAGAUUUACUGUAUUUACACCAAUCUUUACUAUUCAGCUAUACACGGGAUCUUAUUCUUCUUCUUAAUGUCUGAGGAGAAUGAUGAAGUAACC